Desarmillaria tabescens is the source of this 582-nucleotide messenger RNA. RefSeq lists its product as uncharacterized. NCBI's taxonomy places the organism in Eukaryota, Fungi, Basidiomycota, Agaricomycetes, Agaricales, Physalacriaceae. The transcript has 2 exons. The record is from RefSeq and is a predicted model, not a curated record. The coding region runs from base 1 to 582 and encodes 193 amino acids.
AUGCUUCAAGUCCCGUCCUCUGCUCUAGUUUUGGAAUCCAUUGCUGCGACGAACGCCACCUUCGUUCCCAGUAUUGCCAGCGCCAUGGACCCUUCUUCCCUCCCUCGUCUCAUUUGGGACCUAUACCUCGAAUACCUCUGGUACUACUCCCCAAACUCGUGGGUCGCUCGCAUUGCCUAUGGCUUUCGCAUUGUCGCCAUAUUCCUUGUAUCUCCCAUAGUAGUCAUUACUCUGCUCGAUCUCGCGUCAUACGGUGUUGCUCGCACCCUUGGUAUCGUUGAUGUCGUCAAAGCUUCCACCAGCGAUUCUGCAUCAGCCGGCCUCAACAUCCCCGCCAUGAACGUCGACGAUGUCACCCCGCUCGACUCACUUGAUACAUCAUCACCUCAUGCCUAUUUCACGUCGGACGAAAAUAAGUUGUCUGGGGUUGAUGGGUUGUCUCCAGUUGUCUCCAGAGCCGCAUCUCCUACAAUCACUCGACGGCAAUUGCCUGAGGAAGGUACUAAAGCCCUCAUUGGGGAUGUCGGAGGAGAUGAACUACAUUUGAGGAGACGACAGAACCAGACGGAGGUCAAGGAAUGA